GCGCUUGUUGGAAACGAAGAUUCCUUCCUCAUUUGAAAGUUAAAAUGAAAAGUAAAACACUGUUUUAACGACGAAUAUGACAAUGAAGUUGGGAUGGACUUGGCUCGUUUUAUCGGUACUUUUGAGCAGUGUUUUAGGAAGUGGUAACCUCACUACAAUACCCAUCACAACUUCAGGCAAAAACAGAACACUGUCUCCCAGCGCCAGUAUCCCAAGAAGCACUCCCAGUACUCCACGCAAUAUUUCGUCAACGAUAAUAUUCGCAUCAACUCCAACAGCAACGGGUGCUUCACUCAUCAUUGUGACACAGAAUGGCACCACGGUUCCUCUACGUUCUUGCACGUUAACAAGUUUGUCAAUUAACAUACACCCACAGCCUACCCAUGCACCAUCAACGAAUGCCACCCACAGCUCUGUCAUGCCAACGCGAAGGAGAAAUUUUUGUGCAAAAUACGACCGAGCACCUUGUGAAGACGUAUUUGCAAAAUCAUGGACACAAUUCAAUGAAUCAAAGCGAUAUUUUGAUUCAAACUUUGGACUGAAUGGAACAGAACGAUUCCUGAGUAUCAUGCUACAAGAAAGCAAAAAAACUGUCACAGACAAAAGAUGCAAAUGGUUGAUUGAUGUCUCCUUAUGUCAGUAUACGCUAGCGCCAUGCAAUGUCAAUGGUGAACCUAUUUCCCUCUGUCGCGAAGACUGUGAAUGCUUGUCGAAGGAAUGCAAAACUUAUCUGGAUAGAUUAAUCGGCUCCGCGGCACUUCUUCAACAUUUAAAGGGUUUUGACUUUCAACAUUUAGUAUUGCCCACUAACUGCUCGGUUUACCCUGCUUGGAAGCCUGGCAAUGGCUCGUGUGUCUAUACUGGGCUUUUUGAUCAUUCGAAGUGUACGAGUUCGGCAGGAUUUAACAGGAAGAUUUUGUGGAUUUCUGUCGGUGCUGGCUCCGGAUGUCUUAUUCUUGUCAUAUCAAUAGUCGUCAAAUCUUGCAUAAACCAUCGUCGAAAGAAAUCUAAGAAGAAGUUGGCACUUGAGAAAGUGGCUCUAAAUGGAAUGAAAACUCGUAUCGACUCCUCGACGUCAAUGAAGAGUAGACUGUCACAUAUGCUUGAUGAGUCCUUAUUGUCCUCGAAGAUUGCAGAAAUGUACGACCCUAGCAGGCUAAAACAGUUUUCUCUGGAUAACAUUGAAUACAUUUCUGAUUUGGGAGAAGGACAGUUUGGAUUGGUUUUUAAAGGGUUAGCAGUAGGUAUAGACGAGACAGAGGAUCCGUUCAAAGCAACAAAUGUUGCUGUAAAAACAUUAAAACAAGAUUGUAACGAAAGCAGUAAAGACGAAUUUAACCAGGAAGUCGCUUUUAUGUCUGUUCUUAAUCAUCCUAAUGUUGUCAAACUUCUUGCUGUUGCGACUGAAGAGGAGCCAUACUGCAUGAUCUUUGAGUUCAUGGAACUGGGUGAUUUAAAUCAGUUUCUAAGAAAGGUUAAACCACUGGACGGCUCGAGCGAGAUUCCAGAAAAUGAGCUUUGUUUGGAAGAUUUUCUCAGCAUCUGUCAACAGAUUGCUUCAGGAAUGUCAUAUCUUUCUUCCUUGCAUUUUGUGCACCGUGAUUUAGCAACAAGAAAUUGCUUAGUUGACAGUGGACUGGUUGUGAAGAUUGCUGACUUUGGACUAGCGAGAGAUAUAUAUUCCUCAGACUAUUAUAAGGUUCGGGGGGAUGCAAUGUUACCUGUACGAUGGAUGCCGCCAGAGGCAGUUCUUCAUGGCAAAUUCACAGUUCAGUCAGAUGUAUAUUCUUACGGUGUGGUGAUGUGGGAAGUAUUUACUUAUGCCUUACAACCUUACUAUGGUUAUACAAACGAUGAAGUCAUUGCUUUUGCAAAGCAGGGUGUAUUACUUGGUCAACCAGAUGAUUGCCCGGAACAUAUUUACAAACUUAUGUUGGAUUGUUGGCAAAGGCCACCUGAGAAACGUCCAAAUUUUGAGACUAUCAUCAAAAGACUUGUAAAAGAACCACCAGCAAUGUCAGAGUACAGUUUUCCCAAGAGCGUGUCAGUUAUAGUUGAAGAGUCAGGGGAGAAUACCAAUGACCAACCAUUGGGAAAAAUUCCAGUUCCAAAGCCUGUGAAACUUUCAAAUCACUAUGUUUACCCAGGCGCUAUUGUUAAUUGUGGCUUCAAUUCGGAUAAGGGCGAAUUUAGUAAAAAAACUGGAACUCUAUCAUCGGUUGGAAACAAUUCUGCUGAGGAUGAAGUUCAAUUGGAUCGCGGUUAUCAAAACAUUACUGUGACAUAGCGGGAAAGCUGUGGAGAUAUGCGGGUAUAUAUGGAUAGAAACUCAAAUUUCCUUCGCUAUCAUUCAUUUUCUUUAAUCUCACUUUCAAGUUAACCCUCUUCACAUUAAUUAUAUAACUUGAACUUCUAAAAGUGAAAGAUAUAAAUACUUUACGUCGUUUCUUGGAAAUGCAUGCAUGAAGUGCGUAUAAGGCAUCUAUAAACAAUAUCAACAUUUUACUUUAAAUUAUUGGGGUUAAAACAAACAAAUAUUUAUAAAUAUUUUGACUAACGAUUAAGGCCUAAAUUAUUGGUGGAAAGUAAUCAAAUUAGAAAAUUGGGAAAUUCCGUUUAAUGAAAAGACUUAGCAAUGUA
This is a messenger RNA of Dendronephthya gigantea, 2640 nucleotides long. RefSeq names its product muscle, skeletal receptor tyrosine-protein kinase-like. Gene Ontology annotation, cellular component: signaling receptor complex. Gene Ontology annotation, biological process: positive regulation of kinase activity; multicellular organism development; protein phosphorylation. The record is from RefSeq and is a predicted model, not a curated record. Gene Ontology annotation, molecular function: protein binding; ATP binding; transmembrane receptor protein tyrosine kinase activity. The transcript has 10 exons. Lineage: Eukaryota; Metazoa; Cnidaria; Anthozoa; Malacalcyonacea; Nephtheidae. The coding region runs from base 77 to 2287 and encodes 736 amino acids.